AUGUGGAGUAUGAAAUUGCACAACAGACCGUCUCUGCCGUUCGAAUUUCAGGGAGAGGCUCUGAACCCCGUCGCUGAGGAGUUACAGGUGGUUUGUGUAAAGACAGGCAAGAAAUUGCGCAGCCAUCUCACGCCAACUGGACUACUCUUCUCCACUGUAUCCGACGAUGCACCCAGUUUCCAAGACUUCUUCCCAGAGCUCGAGGAGCUACUCGGCAAAGUUGAUUUCAGGAAGCUGCCGCACCGGCGGAGCAUCAAAUACGAAGGACAGUUCAACUGGAAGACCAUGGUCGAUGGAUAUCAAGAAUGUCUACACUGCCAGUACACGCACCCCUCGUUUUCCGUCUACUAUCCCCCGACCUUUUACACGGUGCGCAACAAGCACAAUUUCUCGCAGCAUAUCGCUGACCCGAAGAAACCGGACGAUGGUCUCUUCCUAUACUUCUUCCCCAACUGUACGCUGAAUGUCUAUGGGGGUGGCAUGUCCUCGUUCAGAGUGUGUCCGACCGCUGACCCGCAGGUUACCCGGAUGGAGUUUGAUUACUAUCAUCUGGAAUCUGGGGACAAGUUUGAAGAGUACUUCAAGUUUGUGCGUCAGGUUGCGAUGGAAGACUUUGAACUCUGCGAGAAAGCUCAGAGUAAUCUGACUAGAGGGGUUUAUCAUGAGGGGAUCCUGAACCCGGAGAAGGAGAACGGUGUCUCUUACUAUCAGCAACGUGUGUUUGAUAUGGUCUGCGAACAACAUGAGUCUGACAAGAAAGCGAAGGUAGCCAAUAGGUCUGGAUUGAGAGGGCAUACUGCAUCCUCUAUUGCACAGAUGGAAGCGAAGAUUCAGACGGAGAGACCAACAUAUCGGUCAGCGGAACAGCUGCAGACAGGAAAUUUCAACCUAAUCGGAUCCUUCUUCCCAGCCUCGCUACUUGUAGCUCUAGCGACAAUCAUCUUUCUUCUCCGAGUAUGGCCCCGACUUUCUCAUACGAAGAUCCCCAAAACAUCACCUGCAAUCAAACCCCCAAAUCCAACCCCAACAGUCUCUAAAGAACCAGACAUCCCAGAAGGAUGGUGGGCCAGUCGAAAUAUCUUCGAACUCGAACGCCGCGCACUUUUCAGUCAAACAUGGCUGUAUGUCGCCCACAGCGCACAAUUCACUAAAGCCGGCGCAUAUCAAUCAUUCGAUCUAGCCGGCUUUCCAAUCUUCCUCAUUCGCGGUAAGGACGGCAAGAUCCGCGCUUUCCAUAACGUCUGUCGACAUCGCGCGUAUACUAUUACCAGGAAGGAGAGUGGUGCGUCGACGGUGCUGGGGUGUCGAUAUCAUGGUUGGAGUUAUGAUACUACGGGGAGACUGGUGAAAGCCCCGCAGUUUGAUGGGGUCCCCGGGUUUGAGAAGGAGCGGAAUGGUUUGUUUGAGGUUCAUACUCAGACGGAGAAGGGGUUGGUUUUUGUGAAUCUGGUUUCUGGGGAGCCGGCUGCGUUUGACGACAUGGGCGUCACUGGGAUGGGGGGAGCUAGGUGGGUUGCUGGUCAGACUUUGAUGGGGGUUUUUAAUUGGAAGGUCGGGGCCCUUGCGAGAGCUCAUCACUUUGAUGUCUUUGCCAACCUAAAUCACGGAGUAUCUGGAGUAUUCAGGUCAUUUGUCAAGAAGCUUGCCGUACCUCUGCGAAGAAGCACUCGAAAAGAAUGUUUCUUGUAUCCAACUACAUUCUUCUAUUCGUUAGAAGAUGGCUUGUCCCUGGCUAUGUCCUUUUUCCCAGCUUCCCAGUCAAAAACACACGUUCGCUACGACCUCUUCUCUUGCUCCAAUGUGAGUGAAUCUGAGGCACAGAGGUUGUCCGAGGUGUUACAGAGCGCGGUGAAGAAGCUGGUUGGAGAGUUGGAGACUGAUUAUCAAUCUAUAUUGGACAAGCAAGAAUUACCAAGCGAGUUCGAUAGCACAGUCUCUCGUCAAAUCUUGAGUCGACUGCAAGAGCAUACGAAGCUCGAAAGGGCCGAAGGAGGUCAGAUCCUCCCAGCCAUGCACAAGCCGAAGGGAAGCACACUCUUCCAGCAAGCAGAUCAAUUGUGUAAAGAGCUAGACUGUCUUGGUGGAGAUGCUUCAGGUGCGCUGGACUGGUAA
Molecule: messenger RNA, 2112 nt
Organism: Penicillium bovifimosum
Lineage: Eukaryota; Fungi; Ascomycota; Eurotiomycetes; Eurotiales; Aspergillaceae
Product: Aromatic-ring-hydroxylating dioxygenase alpha subunit
Exons: 11
Coding region: 1-2112 (703 amino acids)
Molecular function (GO): 2 iron, 2 sulfur cluster binding; iron ion binding
Source: RefSeq, a predicted model, not a curated record